CUCAUUAACACCAUGCGGCAAUCAAUUGCUUUCCUGGCUUAUAUCGCUAGCGCUUUAGGUGCUCGGCCGUUCCUCAACGAGCCAGACACUGGUCUUCUCGAUGCGAUUGGCUAUGACUUCCCAGUCGGCCAGCUGCCGGACCUCGAAGAUAUGAUCGGACUACCUGACUUCGAGUGGGCGGCAAGAAAUUAUUUGCCAAUUGUCAACUACACCUACUAUCGCAAUGGUGCAGCUGGCGAAUGGUCCUAUAGGAAUAACCUUGAGGUGUACCAACGAUAUAGAUUCAAGCCUAGAAUGAUGAUCGACAUCACAGGUAUCAAAGAUACAUUCAAGACCACUAUCUUGGGCUACAACUUCUCGUCUCCUUUCUACAUCAGCCCGUGUGCAAAGGCCGCUUUAGGGCACCCUUUGGCCGAAAGAAACCUGGUCAAGGGUGCGGGAACACGCGACGUACUAUACAUUCCUUCGCGGUACUCAAGUCUCAAAAUGGAAACUAUUGCCAAGAAUGCCCAAGAGAACCAAACCAUGUUCGCACAGCUCAAACUAAGCAAUAACGACACGGCCAACCAAGACCUGUUCACUCGCGCCGAGACAUCAGGAUACAAAGCCAUCAUCUGGACAGUCGAUGCACCGGGCGGUUCUAGCCGCCAGCGAGCUCAGCGAUUCGACGUUGGUGCCGACGAAGACUUUGUACGCCAAACCUGGAGCGACCUCGAGAAGUACCGCAAGAUGACCAAACUACCUAUUGGUAUCAAAGGCAUCCUGACGGCUGCUGACGCGCGGUUGGCGGCAGACAAUGGUGUACCUCUCAUCGUCCUCUCCAACCACGGAGGUCGCAACCUCGAUGGCUCACCUUCGCCGCUUGAAGCCGCACUCGAGAUUUAUGAGAAAGACCCUUCGCUCUUCCAGGAGAUUGAGAUUCUCGCCGAUGGCGGUGUUCGCUACGGCACGGAUGUGCUCAAGCUGCUGUCUCUCGGUGUGAAGGCUGUUGGUAUUGGGCGUCCCUUCAUGUUCUCAAAUGUUUAUGGCCAAGAGGGUGUUGAGAAGGUUAUUGACAUCAUGAACAGGGAGGUUGCUGGUGAUGGCGCGAACAUUGGUAUUGCUGAUCUCAAGCAGAUCACACCUGACUAUGUCAAUUGGAGUCCCAACUUCUGGUAUUCUUAG
Truncatella angustata is the source of this 1164-nucleotide messenger RNA. RefSeq names its product FMN-dependent dehydrogenase. Bases 13 to 1164 code for a protein of 383 amino acids. Lineage: Eukaryota; Fungi; Ascomycota; Sordariomycetes; Amphisphaeriales; Sporocadaceae. The record is from RefSeq and is a predicted model, not a curated record. Gene Ontology annotation, molecular function: FMN binding; oxidoreductase activity. The transcript has 4 exons.